Messenger RNA from Dunckerocampus dactyliophorus (ringed pipefish), 1012 nucleotides. Its product is annotated as interferon regulatory factor 1-like. Bases 33 to 791 code for a protein of 252 amino acids. Gene Ontology annotation, cellular component: nucleus. Lineage: Eukaryota; Metazoa; Chordata; Actinopteri; Syngnathiformes; Syngnathidae. Gene Ontology annotation, molecular function: DNA-binding transcription factor activity, RNA polymerase II-specific; RNA polymerase II cis-regulatory region sequence-specific DNA binding. Gene Ontology annotation, biological process: regulation of transcription by RNA polymerase II; immune system process. The transcript is spliced from 7 exons. The record is from RefSeq and is a predicted model, not a curated record.
CACACAACACACCUGAAGCCUUGGACUGAAGCAUGCGACCAGCAGGCCGCCUCAGGCUGAGGAUGUGGCUGGAGGAACAGAUCGAGUCUGGGAAGUAUCCAGGAGUCUGCUGGCUUGACAAGUCAGAGAAAGUUUUCCAAAUCCCAUGGAAACACGCAGCUCGUCAGAGCUGGAGUAUCGACCGAGACGCCACUCUCUUCAGAAGCUGGGCCAUGCACACUGGGCGAUACCAUCCAGGCAAACACCAAGCUGAUCCAAAGACAUGGAAGGCCAACUUCCGCUGUGCUUUGAACUCUCUGCCUGACGUAUGUGAGCUGCGUGAACACAGCAAGAAGAGCGGCAGCGAUGCCUACCGAGUCUAUAAGAUGCUUCCCAGACCACACGCACGCAAGAGAGGGCUUGUGAGUCAGCAGGCAGAUAGCAGCACCAUGCAGCAACAAGAGUGGCAACCUCCAAGCACCACUUCAUCCACAGAUGAUGCAUCUCCCACUUCAUCCACAGAUGAUGCAUGUCCAAGUAUUCCUCCUGCACAAGACACGUGGGAGGACCUGCAUGAGCAGGACCAGGCUGGAUGUGAGUUAUUGGAGCACUUUAGCAGUGCUGAUCCAACCAGCAACCAGACUUGGGCUCAGAAAGGAUGGAGGUCACACCCACUGUGGGACCACUGGCACUGUUCAGCUGAUGAUAACAUCUUCUCUCUGCAUGCAGACACCUACAGUGACCUUUUGGCUCCAAACUGCAGUAAAGAGGUGUCAGACUGGUCCAUACAUCAGCAGACAAUAAUGCUCUGAUGGCACAAAGCUCAAUAAAACAACACUGUGCGCGUGCGUGUGUGUCACAUACCUGCUUUUUCUCCACUCUUAAGUGCUUCUGAAAUGGAAGAUGAGACGUGAUCUUGUUCCAAGCCAAGCGUUAGAUCAUUUUGCAUCACACUUAUUAAAUGACUCCUAGCUUGCAGCACCGCAGAAAAAGAUUUUUGACAUCAUUGUGACUGCAAAGACAGUACAAUAUA